Rhineura floridana is the source of this 1508-nucleotide messenger RNA. RefSeq names its product proteasome 20S subunit alpha 4 (gene PSMA4). The record is from RefSeq and is a predicted model, not a curated record. Gene Ontology annotation, biological process: ubiquitin-dependent protein catabolic process. The transcript is spliced from 9 exons. Bases 517 to 1302 code for a protein of 261 amino acids. Lineage: Eukaryota; Metazoa; Chordata; Lepidosauria; Squamata; Rhineuridae. Gene Ontology annotation, cellular component: cytosol; proteasome core complex, alpha-subunit complex; nucleus.
GCUUAUCCUUGCCGUGGACGGCACCGGAUUGUGUCCCCCUCAUGGUGGUGGGGGUGCCGGAGCUGUUCCAGCAGACGGAGGAAGGAGCUGCUCUGUCAUCUUUGCGUUCCGCCGAGCGGGGCCGCCUCCUGUUUCUGGGAUGACUUUGCACCGUCAGAGCUCAAGGCGCCGGGCAAGAGGAGAGAGCCUCGGCCUGUCUCUCUAAGGCUAGGCCUGGAGAAGUAGCAGACUGAGGGCCACCUUUAUUCUUCCCCCUAGCAAAGGCUUCUGUGCUUUUUCAAUAGAUGCGUGGUAGGCUGAAAUUCAACAGGUGUAGCGUUCCCUCGGAGAUACAGUAAUGAACGCUGUAUCUGUGCCUGUUUGGGGAAGGGAUGUAGCUCAGUGGUCGAGCAUCUGCUUUUCGUGCAGAAGGCUCCAGGUUCAAUUCCCGGCAUUUCCAAGUAGGGUUGGGAGAGAUCACCGCCUGAAACCCAGGACUACUGCUGCCACUCAGUCAUAGUACAGCCUAGAAGCACCAUGUCUCGAAGAUAUGAUUCCCGAACUACAAUCUUUUCCCCAGAAGGUCGCCUGUAUCAGGUUGAAUAUGCUAUGGAAGCCAUUGGACACGCAGGCACCUGCCUAGGAAUCUUAGCAAAUGAUGGAGUGUUGCUGGCAGCAGAAAGGCGCAACAUCCACAAACUUCUGGAUGAAGUAUUUUUUUCAGAGAAAAUAUACAAGCUCAAUGAGGAUAUGGCAUGCAGUGUAGCUGGCAUUACUUCAGAUGCCAAUGUGCUAACAAAUGAACUGAGGCUAAUUGCGCAAAGGUAUUUGUUGCAGUAUCAAGAACCAAUUCCUUGUGAGCAGUUGGUAACAGCACUGUGUGAUAUCAAGCAAGCUUACACACAAUUUGGAGGAAAACGUCCUUUUGGGGUUUCAUUGCUGUACAUUGGCUGGGAUAAGCACUAUGGAUUCCAGUUGUAUCAGAGUGAUCCUAGUGGGAACUAUGGUGGAUGGAAAGCAACCUGCAUUGGAAAUAAUAGUGCUGCCGCUGUGUCCAUGUUAAAGCAAGACUACAAAGAGGGAGAAAUGACCUUGAAAUCUGCACUUGCUUUAGCUGUCAAAGUCCUGAACAAAACCAUGGAUGUUAGUAAACUCUCUGCAGAGAAAGUCGAGAUUGCAACUCUGACAAGAGAGAAUGGAAAGACAGUAAUAAGAGUUUUAAAGCAAAAAGAAGUGGAAGUGUUGAUAAAGAAGCAUGAAGAGGAAGAAGCCAAAGCAGAGCGUGAAAAGAAAGAAAAAGAGCAAAAAGAAAAGGAUAAAUAAACCAGAGACCUUAAAGAUGGGAAUGGGCCUCUUUCAGUAAACUAAUAACAGAUCUUAUUGGUCGAGUGCAGAAGCCAGGAAUGCUGUUUGUUGAAUUAGUUCCUUUUGUACCAAUGAAACAUAUAACCCAUUUCUUCAGUGUAUUUUGAUUUCUCGUGGUUCUUCUCAGCUUUGUUUUUUAUUACUUAAUAAAAGUUGUAAAAUGA